This is a messenger RNA of Anguilla rostrata (American eel), 5922 nucleotides long. RefSeq names its product scm-like with four MBT domains protein 1. Gene Ontology annotation, biological process: negative regulation of DNA-templated transcription. Gene Ontology annotation, cellular component: nucleus. Lineage: Eukaryota; Metazoa; Chordata; Actinopteri; Anguilliformes; Anguillidae. Gene Ontology annotation, molecular function: transcription corepressor activity; histone binding; chromatin binding. The coding region runs from base 597 to 3188 and encodes 863 amino acids. The record is from RefSeq and is a predicted model, not a curated record. The transcript has 20 exons.
GUGCUAUAUUUUCGAUUUAAUACAAUAAAAAAGGCAAUAUGAACUACACCCAGUAAACCCUUAGUUUUUAAAAAAAACUAGCUAACUGACAGACAUUGUCCUACUGCUCAAAAGUUGCCAUCUCUUGCAGUGUAAGGUGGGAAUUUGUUCUAAAGUCUCGCUGUUCAUGGGGCAUGUCACAAAAUGAUACUGACAGUUCAAAAUACUUCUCCAUUAAUGCAACCCAUUGUUCAUAUUAGAAGAGAAACUGUUGAACUGAGUUCUGAGAUUUGAUAUUAAUAGUGAUAAAACUCAAAUGAACCAAACAACUUGUCAAACAGUUGCGAUAGGAAUAAGUUUAAUGGUAGCACAGUACAUUUUUAAUUGCAAAUGCCACAAAAUUGUUUCCCUUUACAGCCCUGCUGAGUCUGAGGCUAUAUUGAUUUUUCUCUGAUGUUUGUGGAGGCGCAGUGCCUCGGCCUUUAAUACCUGGGGGGACACCAUGGAGUUUGUGAGGAUGGCUUUGUGUGUAUUCCUAUUCCUGUGUCCUGUGCUUUUCUAGAGGAGGGGCGUUUCUAGCCUGGAGCUGCACGCAGUGAUCAACAUUGGGUGCCACCAUGAACCAUGAGCCGCUGGAUUCUGAAGACACAGGCUCUGGGCAGGAUGACUCCGAGUUCAACUGGGAUGAGUAUCUGGAGGAGGAAGGGGCCACAGCUGUACCUCACCAUGCCUUCAAACAUGUUGACCUGAGCUUGCAGACGGGCCUCGCGCCGGGCAUGAAGCUGGAGGUGUCUGUGAAGGGCGAGCCUGAGGGCUUCUGGGUAGCCACUAUCAUCACCACUUGCGGGCAGCUGCUGCUGCUGCGUUAUGAGGGUUACCACGACGACCGCCGGGCAGACUUCUGGUGUGACAUCAUGACUGCUGACCUGCACCCUGUUGGCUGGAGCCAGCAGCAUGGACGAGAAAUGAGACCUCCCGACGGUGUCCGUGAGAAGCAUGAGGACUUGGAAGCCCUUCUGAAGAAGUCUCUGUCAGAGGGCUGUAGUGCACCUGCCAACUUGCUGGAGGGGCCACACAGGGGCAAGAACCCUCUGGACCUUCUGGCUGCGGGUUUGAGUGUGGAGCUGCAGGACCGUGAGGACGCUAGUACGGCGUGCGUGGCCAACAUCGAGGAAAAUGUUGGGGGACGACUGCGUCUCCGCUACGCUGGCACAGAGGGGUUGCCCCAAAAGCAGGCCACUCUCUGGCUCUUCUACCUGCACCCCUUCCUUCACCCCCCAGGCUGGGCCAAAGAGCAUGGAUGCACACUAUCUCCCCCUGUUGCACUGCGUAGUCUGUGCAGCGAGGCCGAGUGGGAUGAGGUUCGGCAGAGGAUCACAAAUCAAACGCAGGAUAGCGACAUCACCGAGGAGCUCUUCAAGGACCAGCAGGCCAUCUGUGCUCACUCCUUCACUGAGGGGAUGAAGCUGGAGGCUGUGGAUCCUGCCGCUCCUUUCUGCAUCAGUCCGGCAACUGUCACCAAGGUGUUCAGUGACCAGUACUUCUUGGUAACUAUGGAUGAUCUCCAAGAGGAAACGAGGGUCACAGGGGGUCGUGGCCCCUCCUUUCUGUGUCACCGGGACAGCAUUGGGAUCUUCCCGGUGCAGUGGAGCCUCAAAAACGGGGUACAGCUCAGCCCCCCUCCAGGAUACCAGGGGCAGGACUUUGACUGGGCGGAUUACCUGAAACAGUGCGGAGCAGAGGCUGCACCCCAAAACUGCUUCCCCACUGAGCAGUAUGAUCAUGAUUUUAGGGUAUCAAUGAAGCUGGAGGCAGUGAACCCACUCUCCCCAGAACACAUCCACGUGGCAACUGUCACCAGGGUCAGAGGUCAACACAUCUGGCUUCGACUGGAAGGGUUGAAGCAGUCUGUUCCAGAACUGAUUACCCACGUGGACUCCAUGGAUAUAUUUCCUGUCAGCUGGUGUGAGACCAAUGGCUACUCCCUCCGACACCCCCGUAAGCCCCCAGUUCAGAAGCAGAGGAAGGUAGCAGUGGUCCAGCCAGCUAAACACAGGACUCUGCCAAGGGCUUCACUUCCUGAUGCUCUGAAACAGCAGGUGAACAGCCAAUCAGAGAACGGAGCAGGGAAUGGAAAGUACAGCUGCCCCAAGAUCUACUUCAACCACCGCUGUUUCUCCGGGCCAUACCUGAACAAGGGCCGCAUCGCUGAGCUGCCACAGUGCGUUGGGCCUGGAAACUGUGUCUUAGUACUGAAGGAGGUGCUGACGCUCCUGAUUAACGCUGCCUACAAGCCGAGCCGUGUGCUGCGGGAGCUGCAGCUGGAUGAGGAGGCACGCUGGCAUGGCCAGGGGGAGGCGCUCAAGGCCAAAUACAAGGGAAAGAGCUACCGGGCCACAGUGGACAUUGUGCGCACAGCAGACCAGGUGGCUGAGUUCUGCAGGAAGACCUGCAUGAAGCUUGAGUGCUGCCCAAACCUGUUUGGACCACGGAUGGUCCUGGAGCAAUGUUCCGAGAACUGCUCUGUUCUAACCAAGACCAAAUACACACAUUACUAUGGUAAAAAGAAGAGCAAGCCUGUUGGACGCCCACCGGGGGGCCACACCAAUCUGGAGGGAGGGAUGAAGAGGCCAGGAAGGAGGAGGAAGAGAAGGAAACACUUCUUCGUCCACAAGAAGAAACGCUCCUCAGCCUCGCUUGACAGCACUCCUGCUGGCUCACCACAGGGCAGUGGUGAGGAUGAGGAAGACCUGGAUGAGGAAGACUUCCUGAGUGAAGACUCUAGUUCCGAGCUGCAGGAUGAACAGCAGGACGACUCGGAAGUCUCCGAGAGGAAAUCUCAGCCCCCCUCCCCCGCAGAGAAGCCCCGCCCCUCCCGCCGCCGCAAGGCCCACUCCUCCUCCUACUCUGAUGACGAGAACCAGCCUCCCUCACCCAAGAGUCUACGGGGGGAGGUGCCACAGAAGCUGCACUUGGACAGCAGCCCGCUGGAGUGGAGCGUGGCAGAUGUGGUGCGCUUCAUCAGGACCACAGAUUGUGCUCCACUGGCGCGCAUAUUCUUUGAUCAGGAGAUAGAUGGACAGGCCCUACUCCUGCUAACCCUACCUACAGUGCAAGAAUGCAUGGACCUGAAGCUGGGCCCAGCGAUCAAGCUGUGCCACCACAUUGAGAGAGUCAAGUUGGCAUUCUACCAGCAGUUUGCCAGCUGAGGGCAGUAGAGGCAGGAAUGAGACAUGCCACUGGGCCCGUUGCAUGAAACUGGACUAGCUCCCCAUCUGUGCAUAAACUGGAACCCACAUUCGGUGCCAUAGAACCCAGAAACCUCUGUCAUCAGUGGCAGUGCGAUGCUACCUCUUUAUUUCUGUCAUUUUUAGUUGUGCUGCUGAUCUGUCCGGAGCAGAAACAUUCUAGUUUCUCAGUGGUGGUUGUCUCUGAUUCAGGGUGUAGAUCUCUUCAACAGGCUCUACAGGAAGUGAUCACAGUAUUUAAUUUUGAUUAUACUGGCUCUGGUGCUGGUAUUGCUUCCAAUAAUCGUACCACAUUGGAGAUAUUAUUGGAGAAGGAGGCAUUUCUAAUGUUGAGGGUAUCUGUGUGAUUGAUAAGCUGGUGUAUAUACAGUGGCCUCCAUAACAUUUGGGACAGAGACAUAUUUAUUUCUUGAUUUGGCUCUGUACUCCACAAUUUUAGAUUUGUAAUCAAACAAUUCACAUGUGGUUAAAAGUGAUCAUUCAAAGCUUAGGAUAUUUUUAUACACUUUGGUUUCACCAUGUAGAAAUUACAUCCACACCUGCCUCCUGAAGAGUGUUUCUGAUCUGUUGGAUAGAUGUUUGGCAGUUUUUCUUCAUUAUGGUGAUAAUUCUUCUGUCAUCAACUGUAGAGGUCUUCUUUGGCCUACCAAGCCGUUUGCGAUUACUGAGCUCACCAGUGCUCUUUUUCUUCUUAAUGAUGUUCCAAAAAGUUGAUUUUGGUAAGCCUAGGGUUUGUUCUAUGUCUCUUGAUUUGUUUUUUCAUUUUUCUCAGCCUCAUUAUGGCUUCCUUGACUUAAAUUAGCGCAACUCUGGUCUUCAUGUUGCUAAACACCAAUAACAGACUCCAAAGGCAAUCAGAAGCCUAGAAUCAAGACUAAAUACUGAAAGCUCUCUUAUACCUGCACUAAAGAAGCAAUUAUAAACCUAACUAAUCAGAAGCACUUAUAAAGCCAUUCGACCAAACAUUAUUGUGCCCUGAAAUGGGGGACUACAUAUAAAAAGUGGUGUAAUUCCUGCAUGGUGAAACCAAAAUAUAUAAAGUUACUCAACAAGAAAAGCUGAGAGCACUUUAACCACGUGUGAAUUGUUCAUUACAAAUCUAAAACUGGAGCGCAACGUCUAGAAAAAAAAAUGUGUCCCACAAAGUAUAGAACUGUACAUUAAGGAAUUUUGUGGGUGGGUUUUUUUUAUAAUGUUUAUAGUUGUAUAUUUUAGGCACUGUUGAACAGUAGAGCUAGGUAUUGCAGCAUGAAUGUAUUAAUAUCACAUGUUCCCUCAGUAGUCAGCACAUAGACCUCAUUACUGUGCCUGGCUGCAAAUCCACUGUUUGCUCAGCACUCAGUUAAUACAGCACAAGGAAAUAAUUUACUCUGUGGCUAUUUAGUGCCAGUCCAGUCAUCGUCAACAUGAGCAGUAAGGACAAACUUACUGUGGAGGAAUCUCUUCUUAAGUGGGGUAUAUCCUAACCCACAUCAUUUUGCCAAUAUUCCUGUCAAUGUUGGAACAGGGUUGUCACAUUAUUACAGGGCUAUGCCUGUGUCAUGUGACUGCUAUGCAUUAGUUGUUGGCAUAUUGUUUACAUGCAAAUCAUAUCAAAAACUUUUCUCAUUGUAGCACGCAUUUCUCACUAUAUUUGUUAUGAAAUUAUAAUGCAAUAAUAUAGAGUUUUGAGAAUUGGGAGGAGCACAAUAAGUAGGAUCAAGUAACAGAGAUUAUUUUGGCUACAGUACAAAUUUAUUUCUGAUAAUUUCUGUUCAGUUCUUUGAUGCUUCCUUUGCCGAAAAUGUGCACUUCAUCUGUAUUGUGUUUUGUUUUCUGAGGAUUUACUGCAUCCUCUCCAUGGUAAUGAUGUCCUAUACAGUAUAAGCCAUGUCACCUGUGUGUUGAGUGAUGUCCAUUAGGCAAGGGAAUAGGAGCAAUCAUUUGUGCUGGAGAGAGGUUACUACAGAUCAAGGUUUUCCCUAUUUCUCUCAUAUGAGAAACAGGAUUUGAAUUUUAAAACAAUAUUAUUAUGGCUGGUUUUGUAGGAUUUGGCUUUUACAUUUUCAGAUGGCAUCUUUUUAAUUCUGACAGACAUCUCAUAUCUCACACAUUUCCUUUCAUGUCAUCACCAUCAUCAGCACUCGUUAAAUUAUUAUUGACUUGUGGUAUCAAUAGAAGCCGGAUCCAGUGGAGUUUGAGCAUUCUGAGUGUACGUGCCCUAGCCAGCUGUAAAUGAGUCCUGGAUUAUGAUGUCAUAAUUUGGGAUGAAUCAGUCACAAAGGCACAUGGGAAUGGUGAUUAGUUGGUAUGAAAUUAACAGCUUGGUGCAAUUUAUCAUCCGGUGUUCAAGUAAUGCAAGUACUGCAAAAAAUCUCAGCAUGCAUCAUUUAUUCAUGGUCAAACACAAUUUACCCUCAUUGGUUUCUGUCAACUAGUAUUGCGUGGGCUAGUUGAAAGUGAGAUGUUGACCACAUGGUAUGUUUUAUGCUUUAAUGAUUAUUUUGUUAGCUUUUACUUUUUGUUCAUAGAAGAAAACUCAUUAUCUUAUUGAUUUUAUUCUCUGGUUAAAAAAAUAACAGGGAUUGUGAUAUCUGAUUAAUAAAUUCAUUGUUUGACAUGCAUAUGUAAAUAUUGUAAGUACGUUGAUGGAAUAUGAUUGCUAUUUAAAACAUAAAUAGAAAUUAAUUUUAACAAAAUAAAGGAUUUACAGUGA